Messenger RNA from Leguminivora glycinivorella, 2732 nucleotides. RefSeq names its product centromere/kinetochore protein zw10 homolog (gene Zw10). Lineage: Eukaryota; Metazoa; Arthropoda; Insecta; Lepidoptera; Tortricidae. Gene Ontology annotation, cellular component: RZZ complex. The transcript is spliced from 6 exons. Gene Ontology annotation, biological process: mitotic spindle assembly checkpoint signaling; endoplasmic reticulum to Golgi vesicle-mediated transport. Bases 476 to 2677 code for a protein of 733 amino acids. The record is from RefSeq and is a predicted model, not a curated record.
UUACAUGUGUCAAAAAUACGUGUUUGUAUUUCUUGUUCGAAUACGAUUAAAAGAUGAAAUUCGGCGAAAAUGUGUGAAUUAUUUUAAGCCUUUAUUUAUUUUAUAAGUAGUAUAGUGUUUAAUUUAUCUUAGCACUCAGUUAAACUAUGACCGAGAAAGAAGAGACUAUCAAAAAACCAGAACAAGAACCAUUGGACGACGAAGCACUAGAGAAAUUAGCCGUUGAGGAACUGAUGCGGGAAGCGGUUCAAGGGGCAGCAAGAGCUGAAAUAGUGGGCCCUUCCGGUUGGGUCAAAGCACCUCAACAGAAAACGAAUAAACGUUUCCUCGUUAACACUCUGCGGAAUGCGGUGAGCUCCAACAAGUAUCACAGCUCACGUGCCGCGCACAAGCACUCCCGACACAGGUCCCCCAAAAGGGAUAGGUACCCUGAACCCAGUAUUAAGAAGGACAGAUCAAAAAGAAAGAAUUAAACAUGGCAGAUUACGAUAUAGAUUCACUUUUACAAACUAUUUUCGAUAGCACCGAAAGUAACACUUGGAAACCUUCAGAUAAAAUUCAACGGAUCAACAAAGAAUUGGAUAAGCUCAAAGCUGACACUAGAGAAUUCAUUGGUAAUGCAGACUAUGAUAUAUCAGCAAUCCUUACUGAGAGCAAUGAGCUGUGUGCCGAGAGUGGCGCCCUGGUGCAGGAGAUGGAAGCCUGCCAGGAGGAGAUAGAAGGGGAGACAAUGGCUGACAUCCUUCAAGCCAUAGAUAAACAGAAUGAGCUAGCCAAAGAAUUGCAAACAGUAAACUUUGCCAUUAACCUAAUUUAUGAUGUAGUUACAUGUGGGAACUAUGUAAAAGAUUUUGAAUCUGGUAGGAUUGAUAAAAGCUUCAACCGAGCUUGUGAAUCCGUUUACGACUUGCUGCAGUUCUUGGAGAACCCGACGGAAGGUUUCACAAGCCUGGACAUUUACAACACCACCAAACAAAAUGCACAAUUAAUAUUAGAGAGCUUGCUGCGGGAUUUGUACAUAGUGUGGGAUAGGAUGAUAGCGUACAACAUUAAGAGUGGGGCCAAGAAAACUGAAGUUACCAUUACUUUCAAUAUGGAGGAGAGACUCGUAGUUGUCGAUGCAUUAAAUGCACUCUGCAAAUGCAAGAGAUUGAUGGAAAAGGUCAAACAUGUAUCCCAGUUUCUUCUAAAAGAUGUCUUAGAACCGAUCAUACACUUUGACUGCACAGUUUAUGCAGAAACUGACGAUCAAGUAACUAUAACAAUAAACCAUAAACAGAAAAAUCCUCCUUACGAUAAUGUGAUAGCUAACUUGAGGAUACUCUUCCAUUUCCUGAGUAACAAAUUAAAUGUAGACUUUGACUAUCACAUGACUCUGAUGACACUUAUAGGUGAGACAAUUGCUGUUGAGUUCAUAGAUGUACUUGUCAAAGAUUGUCUUCUAGACACCAUACCAAAUAACCUAAAUGACUUGCAAACAUAUGGCAAGAUAACGGCAGAAAUAGAGGAUUUCCAACGUUUCCUUUCAAUGGUGAAAUUCUUUUACAAAGACAAAUACUCAUUGUUAGCAUACAUGAAAGAUAUUGACAUAUUGUUUGCUAAUAAGUCCAGUCAGUAUUUCUUGGAGACAGCAAGAACUAUCAUGCUGAAAGAUUUAAGCGUGACCAUGUCCAUCGGUGUAGAGAGUAUACCGGAAGGCCCAGAGAGUCCGAGUACCUCUAAGUUAGAUAAAAGUACAGAGGAGGCGCUAACAGUGUUUGACGAGACAUUGCCUAAGAGCUUGUUCUACUUUCCCCGGUGCAUGAUUUCGAAGUCUGCUCAGGAGUUGCUGGAUUUGGUGCACGUGAUGAUGGAGCAGGCGGUGCAGUGCUCAGAUGUGGUCUCUAAAAAGCUUUACAAUACUACGAGGCUUGUGUUUGAGCUAUAUGAUGCCGUAGUACCUUAUCAUCAUGAGAAAUAUCUGCAGACCAUUCCACAAUAUGUUGCUCUGUUCCACAACAACUGCAUGUACCUAGCGCACCACCUACAAACCUUUGGAGACAAAUGGUUGAUCCUGAUGGAGGGACGCCGCGUGCAGUACCCGGUCAGCUUCGUGGACCACGUGCAGACGAUGCGCUCUCUCGCUCACACACACCUCGCCGCGCAUAUGAGACUACAGCGCGCGCAGAUACAGGACAUACGAUCAGAGCAUCUGAACAACCUGGCGAUGAAGGAUGUCCUCGGUGACGAUGCAGAAGCAGCAAUUCGACAGAGUCUGCGGCAACUGCAACUGCUCAAAAACGUUUGGAUCGGUGUGCUGCCUUACAACGUGUUUACUAGAUUGAUGGCAACACUAGUGAACAUGUUCGUAGAAGAGCUGAUCCAUCGUGUGUGCACCGUCGAAGAUAUCUCUAUGGAAAUGGCCACUCAGCUCACUGAUAUCUACACACUUGUCGUUCAGAAGGCCCCACAACUGUUUCAGAAACCCAGCGAUGUGGAAGAGCACGUCAAAUCCUGGAUCAAGUUACAAGAACUCAUAUUCGUCCUCAGUGGUUCUCUGAAGGACAUAGACAACCACUGGAACGACGGCAAAGGCCCGCUGGCCAUCCACUUCAAGACAGAGGAACUUAGGAGCCUCAUCAAAGCACUAUUCCAAAACACGCAGUUUAGAGCUAAUUUGCUGUCUAAGAUAAAGUAAAUGUGUUUUAUUCUAUAUUCAGUCAUUAUAAUAAAUAAAUAUGGUGUUGAUUGAA